GAACGACUGAAUGGUUUCUAUUUGUAGCAUUUUGAAAAAAGUUUUAGCUGAAAUUGUUUUCCAGUCAAUUUUAAAAUCGAAUAUUAAGAUUAAGAGAAGAAGAACGGGAACUAACCUAGUUUUUUUAUAAUUAUUAUUUUUUGGCGUUUAAAAAUAUAAUAACAAAUUUUGUUAUUACGUUAUUUAUGCAUCAAUAAUUAAUGGAUUGAAUGAGUUUAACAAAAAUACUUCCAGUUUCAGCUGAGCACGUUUUUAUUUAUCGUGGUGUCCUUGGUGUACAGAGUAGUCUUUUUUUUUCAGUAGCUGGGUCAGAGGGUCUUACAAAAGACUCACUCUUUUUUAACUAUGGAUUAAGUUGGAAAGCUAAGAAGUUAAAUAUUUUAAAGCAAAUUCAUAUCAAAAGUUCUUGGUAAACUUUCAAUUGUGACCCAAAUUACAGAAUUUGUUGACACACAUAAGUUCACACCUUCACACACAGGAAAGUUGUGACCUAUAUUUAAAUGGCAGAGGAUAGUGUCAUCACACUUUCAUCAUCAGAUGAAGAGCCAACUCCUAGAAAGAGAAUAAAACCUACUCCAGUUCCAAAUUUACCAAACAUUACCAUUACCAAAGUUUCUGCAGAACAACACAAACAACCAGAAAUUGUUAGUUUAUGUUCUGAUGAUGAGAAUGUUGUACCUGAUGAUAUCGAACUAACUCCCGUUAACCGCAAGAAAAGGAAAAAAGUUAAGAACCCCCUGCACAAAAGAAUCCCAGAUCCUGUAGUUAUCUGUGACGAUGAAAUAGAGUCUCCACCACCAAAACUGCAAAGUAAUGGUGGUAAUCAUGGUAUAAAAGAGAAAAAACCUGCUAAGGGGAAACUUAGAGAAAUCUUAAUACAUUCAAAGAUAAAAUCUUUUAAUAGUAAGAAGGAUAGUAAAACAGAAAGUAUAGAAAUUAAUGAUGAAGAUGAAGAAUCUACUAGUAGUAAGAAAGAAGCUGUCACAUUAAAUGAAAGUAUCGAAAUUAAUUAUGAAGAAUCUACUAAUAGUAAGAAGGGUGGUACCACAGAAGAUGCCAUAACAAAUGAAAGUAUAGAACUUAAUGAUGAAGACUGUACUAAGAGUAAGAAGGGUGGUAACUCAGAAGAUGUCACAAUAAAUGAAAGUAUAGAAAUUAAUGAUGAAGAAUCUACUAAUAGUAAAAAGGGUGGUACCUCAGAAGAUGUCAUAAUAAAUGAAAAUAUAGAAAUCAAUUAUGAAGAUACUAAUAGUAAGAAGGGUGGUACCUCAGAAGAUGUCAUAACAAAUGAAAGAUCAGAAACUAAUGAUGAAGAAUCUACUAAUAGUAAGAAGGAUGGUAAAUCAGAAGAUGUCGUAACAAAUGAAAGUAUAGGAAUUAAUGAAGAAGAAUCUAGUAAUAGUAAGAAGGAUAGUAAAUCAGAAGAUGCUGUAACAAAAGAAAGUGUAGACAUUAAUGAUAAAGAAUCUAGUAAUAGUAAGAAAGGUAGUAAAUCAGAAGAUGUCAUAAUAAAUGAAACUAUAGAAAUUAAUGAUGAAGAUAUUGGACCUGAAAGUGACGAUAAUGAAGAUAAACAGUUAUUAAAUGAUCUAGAAUGUACGUUUGAGGGAAAUAAAGAUGGCGACAGUGAGAAUUUUAACAAGAACUUAUCAGAAGAAUUGAUCCCAGAUGAUGUUCAACCUUGCUCCUCAACUUCUGCUAAAGAACCCUCAAACACAUUUUUAUUGGAAAGGUUUUUAACUAUUAUAGAUAGGAAUAUACAAAACACUAAGUACGUCACUAUCAAGGAAAAAUUUCCUAUGCUGCGGACUUUUUAUAAUAAAUGUAUAGAGGAAUAUGGAACCUCGAAAGGUUUUCAACGAUUAUUGACUGAUAAUAUAGCGAAGACCAAAAAGUCUGCGAUACAGUCAGUGAUAUGCUUCAAUGAGGUGUUUCAGCAUUUGAAGGAAGCUGUAAAGACUGGAUCUAUCGAAUGUGAUAAAGAACAAUUAAUUAAACUAAAGAAAUUAGAAAAAACUAUUAAGAAACUUGUAGUGAUCAUUAAAAGGUUGGAAGAGGCUGAGAUUGACUUUGAUCAAGAAGAAGAUUCGUCUUAUCUAAAAAUGGACAGGUAUAUGGCAAGACUGGACAAAGUUUAUAAAAAGUAUUGCGAGCUUAUGAAGAAGAAUCCAUAUUGUGGUCGCUUGACUUACUCCAAAUUGAUGUUUCUGGAUUCCGAAUAUAACGAAAUCAACAGAGCCAUUAUUAAAAAAUACAAAAACAACAAAAAAUUCCCUAGUUAUUGUGAUAUCGAGAAGCUGAUUACCAAAGUUGUCAAAGACAGUAAACUGAAGCUGAAUGAAUCUGAAAUAAAAACUGAAAGUAAAAGGUGUUUUCAGAAGUUGGGUGAGUUACUUCAAAAGCGAAGACGUAAAGAACUUUAUGAAAGCCAUUAUACAUACUUAGAAGAUACUGAGGAUCCUGCCAGCGCAGAUACGGAUUUGAGUUCUGUACUGAAGAAUAAUUAUCUAGAAGGACAGAUCAAAAUUGAAAAAUUGGUCGAAGAGUACGUUUCUAAACAGGAUAAUAAGGAGUGCAGCGAUGAGGAAGAACAAGAAGAAGAAGAGGAAGCUGUAUCGGAGAAGAGUAGCUCGGACAGUGAAAGUGAGGGUGAUGAUGAUAAGGGUAAAAAAUCUGAGAAAACCUAAUGUUUUUUUAUAUACAAAUAAGUGUAAACUACUAUGUUUAGAUUUAUAAAUUUUUGUAUCUACUACAUAUUUACUUGUGACAUUUUUAUGUUACACUGGGGUGCAAAAUUAACCGGACAUCUUAAAAAUGGGUCAUUUUUGAUGUCUGGAAUUUCCUAAACCUGUUGUCCGAUUUUAGUGAUUUUUUUAAUAUACUAUAGCCUUAUUCUUUAACAAUAUCAGUAUUAGAGAGAUUUUGCACCUCUUAUUUUGCAAUUCCGUUAUGGUUACCUUUAUACUACGUCUGCGCAGUAGCGAAUAUAUGAUCCGUUAUCGUUAUUAAACGUAAGGGAUUCCGUAAUUUACGGAGGUUUAAAGUAGUGCUUAUCGUUAUCGUUAUAGUAAUGGUUAAAUUGCUUUGAUGCCAGAAUGUAAAAAGAUCAGUAAAGUUACAUUUACAUAGAUUCUAAUUUUGAUUACUUAUAAAUUAAAAUAUCAAAAACUGUUCAAGUAUAUGCUUAAAAUUACAAUAACGUUGUGAAGUGAGGUUAUGUUUAAAUAACGAUAACGAUGACACGAAAAACCUACUUGAGAGGCUGCAAAAACUCUGCUUUUUAACGUUGCCGUAAUCGUUAUGCUUAAUAAAGUUAACCAUAGCGGAGCCAAAAUCAGCGAUUAUUUUAAGAGGUGCAAAAUCUCUCUAGUGUUGCUAAACAGUUAAAUUUUCAUUAUAUACCGGGUGUACCAAUCAAACUAUGUUUUUUUCUAAAAGUUCGCAUCACCCUGUGGAACAUUCUAGCAUUUAUAAAAUACUGAAAUUAAAUUCCAACUAUAGCCUCAUGUUUUUCAACAUUUUGUUUUUUUGAUUCAUUCGCUUACAUUGGACCAUAAAAAAGUUAGGUACUUUAACAACUAGCCAUGUUUUUCAUCAAUGCAGGGAGUUUUAAUUAAGUAUGGCCAACUUUAAGGGGAAAUUCUGCAUAAAAAAAUAAUGAGAAUUUGCUUUAUAAACGGUAUGUCCGAAAAUGCUUCGUUUCCGAGAUAGGGGGUGUUGAAAUUUUUAUUACAAAAUGACGAUUUAUUUAUUGCUUUAAAAUCGCUUGAGAUUUGCAAAUGAAAUUUGGUCGGUUUUAAGACGUAGUUAUUGCACAUUUUUUGACAUACAAUUAAGCAUUUAAUAUUCACCAUUGGCGCGCAUACGGGUAAUAUAACCGCUCAUAUUACCCGUAUGCGCGCGAAUGGUGAAUAUUAAAUUCUUACUUGUAUAUCAAAAAAUGUACAAUAACUACGUCUUAAAACCCACCAAAUUUCAUUUGCAUAUCUCAAGCGGUUUUAAAGCAAUAAAUAAAUCGUCAGUUUGUAAGAAAAAUUUCAACACCCUCUAUCUGAGAAACGAAGCAUUUGUGGACAUAGGUUUAUAAAGCAAACUGUCAUUAUUUUUUCAUGUAGAAUUACCCCUUGAAGUUUGCCACACUUGUUUAAAAACAUUCAUGAAAAACAUGGGUAAUUGUUAAAGUACCUAACUUUUUUAUGGUCCAACAUAAGCGAAUGAAUAAAAAACAGAAUGUUGAGAAAACAUGAAUCUAUAGUUGGGUUUUAAUUUCAAUAUUUUAUAAAUGCUAGAAUAUUCCACAGGGUGAUGCGAAGUUUGAGAAAAAACACAGUGUCAUUGUUACACCCGGUAUACAAUGAAAAUUUACCCGUUUAGUAACAAUAGUAUUACAGCGAUAUUGUUAACGAAUAAGGCUAUAACAUAUUAAAAAAUCACUUAAAUCCGACAACAGGUUCAGGAAAUUCAAGACAUCAAAAAGGAUUAAUUUUACACCCCGGUAUAUUUACUAUUUUAAUGGUAAAUAAUCAAAAUUUUAAUUAAACAUUAUGUUAAUAUUAACCAAAGACAAGUUACAAUAUUUUUUUAUUUUGAGAACGAUUUGCGACCUGGAUAGUGAAAUGUCCAAAAUAAGCGUAUUUUUAAUUAAAAUUGUGAUUCUCUCUUAUUAAAAAUAGUAGAUAACUUGAAUCUAUACGUAUUCAAAGUAUUAUAAAUAAAAUAAACCUAUUUUUU
Molecule: messenger RNA, 4731 nt
Organism: Diabrotica virgifera virgifera (western corn rootworm)
Lineage: Eukaryota; Metazoa; Arthropoda; Insecta; Coleoptera; Chrysomelidae
Exons: 7
Coding region: 501-2687 (728 amino acids)
Molecular function (GO): histone binding
Source: RefSeq, a predicted model, not a curated record